This is a messenger RNA of Panicum virgatum (switchgrass), 534 nucleotides long. RefSeq names its product wall-associated receptor kinase 3-like. The record is from RefSeq and is a predicted model, not a curated record. NCBI's taxonomy places the organism in Eukaryota, Viridiplantae, Streptophyta, Magnoliopsida, Poales, Poaceae. Gene Ontology annotation, cellular component: plasma membrane. Gene Ontology annotation, molecular function: protein serine/threonine kinase activity; ATP binding. The transcript has a single exon. Gene Ontology annotation, biological process: cell surface receptor signaling pathway; protein phosphorylation. The coding region runs from base 1 to 534 and encodes 177 amino acids.
AUGUCGCUCGACGUUCGCUUGCGGAUUGCUCUUGAUUGCGCAGAAGCACUUGCAUACAUUCAUUCAUCAACUGAUUCGCGCAUCCUACAUGGUGAUGUCAAAUCUGCCAACAUACUUUUGGACACGAACCUAAUGGCAAAAGUUUCUGACUUUGUUUUAUCAAGGCUACUCUCAACAAGUGGUUAUACAAUGCAUACCCAGAAAGUAAUAUGUAGCAAUGGCUAUGGUGAUCCGAAGUUCAAGGAAGAAGGCAUACUCACACAAAAGAGCGAUGUGUAUAGCUUUGGAGUUAUACUAGUAGAACUCAUCACUAGGAAGAAGGCUUGUGAUGAGUUUGGGAAGAAUGAACUCGCGCCGUACUUCCGUUCUUGCUUCGCUAAAGGGAAACAGAUAGUUCAUGAUAUGGUUGAUGAUGAGAUUGCAAAAAGGGAAGAGAAAGUGGUUAUUGAAGACAUCUUCAAGCUUGCAUUCAACUAUUUAAACACGGAGAUCAAAGAUCGACCAGAUAUGAAGAAAGUGGCACAACAACUGUAG